AUGUCAGCGUCUAACACCAAAGAACGUAAGCCUGCUCGUACAAAUACUUCACCUCCGGACGCAGGCCAGCCUGAAUUCCGAGAUUACAAGGCUGCAAAAGCAGCUUUAUUGUCUUCUCUUUCAAUUUCAUCUAAAACUCAGCCAGAAAUCAAUGUCAUUUCUGACAUAGACACCCAGGAUAAUAAAAGUUUGUCUGCUAAUGAAAAUAAGGAGCAAGAACGACCUCCACGAAAGCUUUCUCCAGCUUUUAAACAAGAAGAAAUUGAUAACACCAACGAAGAAACCAAAAUCCCUGCAAAUGGAAAAAAUCACUUCAAAGGCGGUUUGUCUACUAUUGAAGAGGAUAUUACUUCACAUGAAUACACACCAAUGGGGACUGGGUCUACUUUUUCCCAGAUUUCUGUUGCAAAAGCAAAAAUAAGAUAUAGUGAAGAUGAUAUAAGAAAGGCAGGCGAUGAGGAUUUAUCCUGGGUCUUGCCUAUUCAAAUUGUAAGAAUAAGGAGACGAAAUGAGCCAAAGCCAGAGAGGCGGGUUUUAGGUAACACUAAUUACAAAUUUAAUUGGCGCGCAGAAGAAGACGAGACACAGAAAAAGAUCAGGCAGGGUGCACUUGAGAACACAAAGAAAAUCAACACAGAAAAAUCAACAAAAGAGAAAAAGCUUUGUGACAUUAAAAUAAUUUUGAAUAAGCUGACUAUGAGAAAUUUUGAUAAGCUGAAAACUGAAUUAUUUGAAAUUUCUAAAUUGGAUGAGGAAUAUUUAGAGGCUUUAGCAGACGCAAUUUUCCAAAAAGCUUGCUUUGAGAAAAAAUAUGUUGGAAUGUAUGCAGACCUGUGCAAAUAUCUGACUGAUGCGUACUUGGAUUUUCAGCUAGCAGGAGGAAAGGUGGAGUCUUCAAAGAGAACACAAGAUAGUUUGUUUAGAAAAAUGCUGCUGAAUGUUUGCCAAGAAUCUUUUGAAGAAAUGUGAAUGAGUGAGGCAGACCAUAAAGGGGAUUCUGCUUAUAAAGUAAAAAGCCUUGGGAUGGUAAGAUUUAUUGGUGAGCUAUUUAAGGCUGGAUUUAUACCUCCUAAAGUAAUUUUUAUGUGCCUUAUGGAAUUGAUAAGCCCGAAUUUUAAAGAGACAUUUAAAAAUCCUGAUUUUGUUAGUUUGGUCCUUAAUGAUGACAAAUUAGAAGGAGCUGUUUUGAUGCUAACAGCUGGAGGUGCUGCUUAUGAAAAUGAAAAGUAUGUAUCCAAAACAAACGCGGUAGUUAAUACUCUUACUUCUCGAUUCUUUAUUGAAGACAAAUGUUUGAUCUAAUUGGAGUUCUGAAAAAUUAUAUAUUAGAUAACUCAUAUAAUUUUAGAGAAUUACGUUAAAUUACUUCUGCCUUCUAAGUGGCUGUCCAAAUUUUUUAAAAUUUUUUCAUUCUUCAAUGUCUUUUGGAGGAAUUCCUCCCUGGAUCAACUCUUCUUCGUGGUUUUCGAUAUCUUGUUUUCUGUUAUUUCAAUUUCCUUAUAAUUUAUCUCUUGGAUUAGAGCUUGACGUGAUAUAAUGCAUUCCACACCAUGAAGUAUGCAAAAUCCACAUUUUUAAUGUAGAUCGACAAGCCAAGCUUGACUCCAAGAGUGAUUUUUUUUAUAAAAUAAGAAAAAUUGUGAAAAAGACUAUAUUAAAAAUUUCUCCACAAGAGUCGCUCUAUCAAGAAUGAGGGAGGAUUUAAAGAAAUAAUGGACCGUGGUCUAACGGCAAAUUCAAGAGUGAAGUUCUUGAUUUUGGUAAAAAUUAUUUAGGACAUGCUUGAAUUGAGAGCCUGUGGCUGGCAGGAUAAAUUAAUUGAAUCGCCUACUAUAAUUACUAAUUAA
Molecule: messenger RNA, 1847 nt
Organism: Blepharisma stoltei
Lineage: Eukaryota; Ciliophora; Heterotrichea; Heterotrichida; Blepharismidae
Source: the annotation of a GenBank genome assembly